Raphanus sativus (radish) is the source of this 414-nucleotide messenger RNA. RefSeq lists its product as uncharacterized. The transcript has a single exon. Bases 1 to 414 code for a protein of 137 amino acids. Lineage: Eukaryota; Viridiplantae; Streptophyta; Magnoliopsida; Brassicales; Brassicaceae. The record is from RefSeq and is a predicted model, not a curated record.
AUGGACUACUUAUUCUGGAGGGUUCUUCCGAAAUUAGAAGAUGAUCAGUUUGCGUGGAUAUUAUGGUAUAUCUGGAAAGGACGGAACAACAAGGUUUUUAGCAAUUUGGAUAUUGAUCCUAUGGAUACACUAAACUUAGCGGAAACAGAAUCGAAGCUUUGGAAGGAGGCUCAGAUAAUCCCUACACCGGUAACAGGUGAACACCUCUUGGAACUACCAUCAAUUCCAGGACGGUGGUGUUUUGUUGAUGGAUCCUGGAAGGACAAAGAGAGAUUCUCAGGGCAAGGGUGGUAUAGCACCCUUGAGGGUUUUGAUGGACUUAUGGGCGCACGGAAUGUAAGGGCUUCUCUAUCUCCUUUACACUCAGAGAUUGAGGCUUUACUUUGGGCUAUGGAGUGUAUGAAGAAUCUUUGA